Molecule: messenger RNA, 2135 nt
Organism: Ruditapes philippinarum (Manila clam)
Lineage: Eukaryota; Metazoa; Mollusca; Bivalvia; Venerida; Veneridae
Exons: 2
Coding region: 300-1730 (476 amino acids)
Source: RefSeq, a predicted model, not a curated record
UUAUACUGCAUUACAGAUAAUGCUAUUUUUAGCUGAAAGGUAUAAUGUAAUAUCUAUUUAUAGCCAGGUCAUGAGCAUGCUCAGUGGACUAGUAAACAAAUGAACAUGUUUCUGACAUGUCUGAACAAAUCUAUACUGACUUGUCCAAUACAGUAUAUAUACCACUCCACUAUCGGUUUAUUUCAUACAACUUGCGAUAGUGCAAAAAGAGGUUGAGAUAACUCUUACAGGAAAAGAUUGUGAAAUAAUCUUCCAAGAUUUACCUACCUUCAUAUUUUAAUAAGAAUCUUACAUAAGAAAUGGCUUUACCAAAUGGACCAAUGGAGAUUGUUUUCUCCUUCGACACAACAGGCAGUAUGAGCUCGUGUUUAAACGAGGUACGUGGGAGAAUUGCAGACAUGGCUCAGAGGCUUCAAGCUGAUAUCCCCGGUAUUAAAAUGGCAAUCUUUGCACAUGGUGACUAUUGCGACAGGCACAAUUACAUCACGAAAUUUGUAGACUUCACUGAUGAUGUUACAGAACUUGUGGAUUUUGCCCAAAACGUCAGCUCAACCGGAGGUGGCGAUUCAGAUGAAUGCUAUGAACUUGUACUUCAUGAGGUUCGCACCAAACUGUCUUGGACACCAGGGUCACAGAGGGCACUUGUCAUGAUUGGCGACUGCAAUCCACAUGAGCCAAACUAUCCUGACAACAAAUUAAAGUUAGAUUGGAGAGUUGAAGCUGAUGAACUGGGGAAAAUUGGAGUCCGCAUUUACUCCGUACAAUGCCAUACGUAUAAUGCUGACAAAUUUUACUCAGAAAUUGCCCGCCGCACUGAUGGUCAACAUUUGAAACUGAGUGACUUUAAGAAUAUCUUUGAUUUUCUGAUGACCGUAUGUUACAAAGAAAGAGGGGAUGAUCUCUUUUUUAACUACGAGAAAGAAGUUAGGGCUCGUUCAUCAAACAUAAAUAAGGACUUGCAUAAAUUGUUUGGUGAUCUUAGAGACAAAACAGACGCAGCUUCUGAUGCCCCAUCUGAAAGUAGCGUAGAACCUGCAAAAAAGCUUGGAAAAGGAGGAAAACUUGUCAAAAUGGCAAAGAAAAUAAAUGCUAAAGGAGCUAAACCAGUUCUUAAAGCUGUGAAGAAGUCACCUGCCAGCAUUAAGAAGGCAAAAGUAGUACCUGCUCAUAAGAAAUACUUGGAAAAGUAUUUGCCAAAACUUCGAAGAGAAAACGUCUCAGAAAAUAACUUCCUUUUGAGAGAAAUGAAUUGGUCAAAAUGGCAACUUGUUGUUCAUCCAAUGCAGAAAGUUGUAACAGACUCAACGACACAAAUUGCAAGUGAUGUCAGCUGCAAGAGGAAAGGAUGCGGCCACGGUUACAGAGCCAAAACAAUUUUUGGCGGGAAAACAAAACUUCCGGCAAUCUAUGAAAUUGGAGUUCAAACAAAAACUCAUGCUAGAAAGUAUGUAACAUACAGUAAAAUGUGUAGGGGAUUUACAUCCAGUUCUAACUGGGAAAGCAAACUUUUUGGACGAAAAGACAUCCGCAAGCAAAUUGACAAUUUGGUAACAAAAGACUGUAGUGUAUAUGUACGUAGAAUGUUGUUAAAGGGAGACAAAUCAAAAAUGAAAGUGAGACAAGCUCUGAGAAGGUACGAUUAUGCUUGGAAAGGAAUGAAAUCUGUGAGAGAUGGACAUAGAAGUGUUUUUAAAGGAGCUGUUGAAAUCUCAUGCGAAAUGGACAUGUAAAAGAUAAAAAUAUGUAAAAUUAAGGACUGAGAUUAUGAAUGAACAAGGUGCAAUAGAGACUUGCCAUGUAAAUAUUCAUCUAUUUCAUUAAAUUAUUACGGGUGUUUUAUUACAAGUUAUGUACAUGAGUUCAUUAGAACAUGAAAUAGACAGCAUUUUUGUGCAUAAGAAAAUGUACAUUCUAAGCAAGUGACAUUGUCACAUUUAUACAUAACAUUAUAAAUUGUAUAUACUUUGUAAGAUGUAAUAGUUUGUUCAUUGUAAAUAUUUUGUUCUUUACUGCUAUCAAUAUUUUGUUUAUUUUAUAUUUCAUUCUCAUUUUUGUAUAUAAAAUUAUUGUGAAUAUUGUUAGUUGAGUAUGUUGUGAAAAAAUAAAAAGAUGAAAAUACAUAAUGCUUAUUUUUU